Molecule: messenger RNA, 300 nt
Organism: Brugia pahangi
Lineage: Eukaryota; Metazoa; Nematoda; Chromadorea; Rhabditida; Onchocercidae
Source: the annotation of a GenBank genome assembly
AUGAUAAAAAGUUGGAUCUAUUCGAGAAUAAGAACAACUGAGAAUGGUAAUCGUACUCCUUGUCACACUAACUGUAACUGUAAUUGUAAUAGCUAUUAUAAUAGUAGUAGUAGUAGUCGUAGCCAUCGCCAUCAUCGUCGUUGUCAGUCAGUCAGUCAGUCAACAGCAGUAGCAGCAACAACAGCAGCAGCAGCAGCAGCAGCGGAAUCACAGGCAACCAUUGCACUGACGUGGCAAGCACAACAACCCUCCUCCUCCACCCACCCCAGAAAGCACCAAACGCUUACACCCAAAGGAUGA